Pogoniulus pusillus (Red-fronted tinkerbird) is the source of this 4653-nucleotide messenger RNA. RefSeq names its product lipid droplet associated hydrolase (gene LDAH). Bases 548 to 1522 code for a protein of 324 amino acids. Gene Ontology annotation, molecular function: lipase activity. The transcript has 9 exons. The record is from RefSeq and is a predicted model, not a curated record. NCBI's taxonomy places the organism in Eukaryota, Metazoa, Chordata, Aves, Piciformes, Lybiidae. Gene Ontology annotation, cellular component: lipid droplet. Gene Ontology annotation, biological process: lipid storage.
GCCGCCCCAGAAGCCGCGCAGAGAAAGCACCACCCUGGGCUGCUGCUUCGGAAGAGGUGCCCUAUAGCUCGCUUCCGCGGGGCACACCCUGCCGCCUGCCUGACGGAGCGGACCCAGACCCGAACCCAACCCCGGACACGGACCCGGACCGGAACCGGGACUGGGACCGGGACGUGGACAGCGACCGCGGUGAGCGGGGCGGGGUUGCCCUGAACCCACCCCGCGUGGCACAGGCGGAAGGAGCAGUUCAGCCGCUCCCGCCCCCCUCCCGCCGCCGCCCUGCGCGGCCUCGCCGGCUGCUUCCGCCCGGUUUCGGCAGACGUCGCUGGUGCUGGCCAUUCCCUCGCCGCCGCUACCGCUAUGCUAGGUGUUGGGGAGCCUACGAAGUGGGAAGGUGCGGUAUGCUCCUGGCCUUCUUCCACUGUGUUAUCUAAUGGAGGUGUGAGAGUUCAUCUGCAUGGACCUGUUGUAGACUCUGGGUUUCAGAUGAAUCUUUUCAGUGGAUGGUGUGACUAAGAAAUUUUAAAUUACUUGCCUUUAAGCAAACAUGAAGUCGGCUUCAGAAGAGCCAGUCCCAUUGCAUGAAGAAUUUAUCUACUGCUGUGGAGCUGCUACCCAUGUCUUGAAAUGUGGGCCAUGGAAAGACCUCUCAAAAGAUGAAAGCAAAAAUCUACCUAGGCUCUUAUUCAUGAUUAUUCCUGGUAACCCUGGACUGGCAGGUUAUUACAGGACCUUUAUACAGGCUUUAUAUUGUGGACUAAAUCAGCAGUAUCCUGUUUGGGUUGUGAGCCACGCCGGACAUUGUAAACCUCCUAGUGGUAUGGAAAUGAUAGAAGACACAGAUAUUAAAGAGCUAGAGGAUGUUUUUGGACUUAACGGACAAGUGGAGCAUAAGCUGAACUUCCUCAAAAAGAACGUAUCAAAAGAUAUAAAGCUGGUACUGAUCGCUCAUUCUAUUGGUUGCUACAUCACACUGGAGAUGAUGAAGAGAGCAUCAGAACUUCAGGUUCUUCGCUCGGUGCUGCUGUUCCCGACGAUAGAGCGCAUGGCCCAGUCGCCUCAAGGAAAGCUCAUGACCCCUUUGCUGUGCAAACUUCGUUAUGCUCUGUAUAUGCCUGUCUACCUGCUGUCCUUCCUACCAGAGGGAGUCAAAGCCUCGCUGGUGAGAUUUGCUCUGCGAGGUAUGAAGACCUGUGAUGAAUCUUCCAUAACAACCUCCAUAAAUCUCUUCAGUGUGGACUGCAUUGCAAACAUCUUGUAUAUGGCAAGCCAAGAAAUGAUGAAGGUCGUAGAGAGAGACAGUACAACCAUAAAGCAAAAUUUAAAGAAGCUGAUUUUUUACUAUGGAACUGGGGACAGAUGGUGUCCACAGCAGUACUACGAUGAGAUCAAAAUGGAUUUCCCAGAUGGAGACAUCCGACUUUGUGAGAAGGGGCUCCGCCACGCCUUUGUGCUAGAUGCCAGCAAGGAGAUGGCUGCUAUGAUUACAGACUGGUUGCAGGAUGAUCUGACCAAGUUAUAAAUAUUAAUGCAGUGAUUAACAACAAAGUGAUGUAAUUAUUUUGUGAAUGUGUAAUUUUUUUGUGAAAGAGUCCAUCAUAUUUUUUUCUGUUUGUUAUAAAUUAUGGCUUGUUUUCUAUUGAGAUGUUUUAGAGACAGUUAAAGAGAGACUGGCUGGCCCAAAGUAUAGUUUUAUUGAUUCAGUGGUGAUGCACCUUCAUCCUGUGUCUUCAGGAAUAUGCAGGACUUGGCAACAGAUAGAAUAUUUAUUAACUGUAGCACUCUAGACAUCACUGAUACUGGAUUCACUUGAUACAAGUGUACCUGAGUUACUACCACCUCACUCACCUGCUGGAGAACUGUCAGAGAUAGGUUUGGGGCAGCCCAGACGGCCUGCUUUAGAAAGAAAUGCUAAACUCUUCUCUAUGGAUAAAAAUCUCCCUGUGGCUGGAUCCUGGCAAUGGAUCCUGGUAUGCUGUGAAAGACCUGGCCCUCUCAGAGGUUCUCAUCUGUCUAUGUAAUUCCAGUCCCCAGCAGCCAGAACAGCCCAAGACCCCAGGACAAACCUAACAUCUCCUCCAGGUUAAGUAAGGUCAGUGAUCAAUCAGAGGUCACACUGAAUUCAGGAUGAGUACAAGGCAGAUGUGUAGAUGAGAUGUGAAUUUUCUCAAAGUCUCAAGAGGGGGUUAGGAUGCUGCCAGAACUCCACAGGGUGUUGAAAAUGCCAUAAGGUAAAUGUGGCUGUUCAGCAAGGGAAUCCAUAUGGAGCUCGUCUGCUACAAGUCUGUCAUUUUUUGAUGGACUGCAGGGAAGGUCAAGGACAGUUGGUUAAAGGUGCCAGUAUGAGAAGGGUAAAAUGGAUUGCAGAAUCCAUAUAUAACUAAUUAUAGGUGGCCUGGCUCUUCUAAUGAAGUCCCUGGGAACAGUGCUUGCUCAGCAGCUUUGAAGAAUUAAACCAGUUCUGAUGCAUGCCUGAAUUUCAGUUCUUUGCUCUAAGGACUGAAGUAUGAAAUUUUCUGCCAAGCCACAAAUUAGGUAAGCCCACCAUGAGAAAAUAUCUAUUGCUCUUGCCAUGGUUGCACCCAUGAAAUAACAUGAAAAGGCAUGAAGUACUACUAUUGAGAAUCAAAUCCUUACUUUAGCACAUUGCUGACAAAUGCUCCAUUCCUCACAUCUGUUCAUGCCUCUCCUUUAUAGACAGCAAAAGACUAGAAAGAAAACAUCCUAUCAGUUGUGAUAACAGAAUAAGUUAUAAGAAAUAGCUAGAAAUUAAAAUCAUGUAAGGGGAACAGAGCCAAGUGUAAUCAGGAAAAGCUUUCUAGCCAUGAACCUGUGAAAUAGUUUCCCUGUGGAGCUCACAGAGGCAUUUAUAAAUAAACAGAACACUGCAGAAUAUAGUCAGGGGAAAUCCUGCCCUUGCAAAUACAUGAAUUGAGGUGAUGCAUUGCAUAUCUAACUUACUUAAUGGUUUAUUAACAGUUUUAAUGUAGUACUAAUGAAAAUGGUUCUGGAGGAUGUUCUCUGUGAUUCAGAAAGUGAUCAGUUCCUUACUUUUCUUACACAAUUAUAUGCAGACCUUCCACUUCUCUCUAAAUCCCCCUUGAAUCUUUCACUAAUAUUUGUAAUAGACUUCAGUUUCUGGGUAUUUUGGACUAGUUUUCAAACCUGGAGACAAGACAGUGGACUUAAGUGACCUUCUUUGCAUCAGAAACUGGUUUAGCCUUCAAGACUAACCAGCAUAUCUUCAGAUUACACUGCCGUGUAGUGAAGCAGAUACUGAUGCUUGAGGCAAAAGUAUUGAGACCACAAUUGCCACAGCAUGAAGAGAAGCUAGGUCGGUUCAAGCUGAAGGGCCUGUGCAACAGAUUAUGUUUACUGGAGAGCCAUUCCUUCUUUCUACAGGGUCAUAUUCAGUCUCAAUCAAAACAAUUCUUGUGGUCACUUUAGAAGUCCAUAGUUGUAUGUGUCACAAUCAAAACAAUUCUUAGGGUCACUGUAGAAGUCUGUAGUUGUAUGUGUCCAUGUGUUUUUUGCAUAGCCCUCAGGUGUUGGCAUGCAUUCAUGUUGGAUGGCCUUACGGGAGAUGCUGAGUGCAUCUGUUGCCCUAGGUGGUCCCUGGGGCAGAGUGGGAUGGGGGAGUGGGGGUGUUCACACAUAGAUGUACACACGUGUAUACAUAUGUACACAUACAUAUGCACAUCUAAGCAUUGACAACAUAGGGAAAAAAUAAUUCUGUGGGCUGUUUUGGUUUACACAUUGGUCUGGUUGAAGAAAUCCUUUUGGUUUUCUAAGUGUAUGGAAUCAGGUAAUCAAGCAAGGACUCGGUUUGUCAAAGUUCUGCUGUUGUGGUGGAUCUCCUGAGGACAGAAAGAAAUCUUGCAUUAACCAAAGAUGACAAGCAACUAUUAAAGCCUGGAAACUGAAGCACCUAUGAGAAGCAGUUGUUUACAGUGCAUUAUUCGUAUACUUUGUAUGAGGAAUUAAUUUAGCAAUACUUGUACUUGACUUGUGUAUGCCUUUUAUACAAAUGUUAAUCCAUUCUAGUAAAUCCUACUGACUGCAUUAAGACCUAAACUGAGAUUAGACCUGGUCAGCCAUGACCAGAUCUACUGCAGAAUAAUGCCUUACAAUUUUCUUAAAUGAAUUUUCUCUAAGAUUAUCAAAUCCAUAUUGAUUCAAUUGCUACCUUCCUCCUAGAAGUUGUUACUGUAAGGCUAAGAUCUGAAAAUUUGCUACUCUAUUCAUUGCAGAAAAGCAUGGGUCUAGUUUUCACAGCUGUAUUUCCUAAGAGGAGCAGAUUUCACACAAGGAGAAUCCAGCUCCUCUGAAGCCCAUAGUGCUCACCGUGAGCCUAGGCCAAGUGUCAGAAGUGCUAAUGGUCCAAACGUGCCAACUUGCCAUGAAAACACAGUGUGGUCUUGCCUGGUUUAGACUGUUUUAGAAUUCCUGGGGAACCUAUUGCAAAUGAAUUCACUGUAUGCAGUAACACCUAAUCUGUGUCACUCACAUUUGUGCUUAAUUCUCACCUUGCAAGUAGUCCUGCUAGCUCCAGUGGCUUUGAAUCACGUUCAAGUGUUUUGCUAGAUUGAUACCUUUUAUGAGAAAGUGCACAACUCCAAUAAGAAGAAUAAAGACAUUUAUGGUAAAAUGUAA